Messenger RNA from Diabrotica virgifera virgifera (western corn rootworm), 1938 nucleotides. RefSeq lists its product as uncharacterized. The record is from RefSeq and is a predicted model, not a curated record. The transcript has a single exon. NCBI's taxonomy places the organism in Eukaryota, Metazoa, Arthropoda, Insecta, Coleoptera, Chrysomelidae. The coding region runs from base 1 to 1938 and encodes 645 amino acids.
AUGACUGAUGUUGAAACGACUGAUGUUGCAAAAAUUAUAAAAUUGAGGGGGCACACGAAAGCUUCCAUUACUAGAAUUCAGACAUUUGUCUCAAAAAAUAAAAAUGCAGUCAUAGAGUGUGGUCAAUACAUUGCACGAAAAAACGUAUUAAACGAAACUUAUCGCGAAUAUCUCGUCCUACAAAAGGAACUCGAAUUAGAAGAUUUCGAAAAAUACAAUUCAGAUAGGGAUGUAGUUGAAGAGCAGUAUUAUAAUUUAGAUUCAUAUUUGCACGAGAGAAUCACACAUUUAUCUGCGAAACCGUUUCAGACUCCACCCAUUGUAACUAAUGUAACACCGUCUGUCAGCACAAAUCAAAAUGUAAAGCUUCCGGAGCUAAGAAGCCCGUUUUUCUCCGGUGAAAUAUCCGAAUGGACCAGUUUCUUCGAGGUUUUCACAAAAUUAAUAACAGAUGAUAAACAACUAUCCAACGCGCAAAAACUUAUUUAUCUCAAAUCAGUGCUAAAAAAUGAACCGCUAAAAUUAAUUGACAAUCUUGAAAUAAUCGACUCCAAUUUUGAAAUCGCAGUAAAAAACUUCUGUGAUAGAUUCGAAAAUAAAUACUUAAUAGUAAAUAGCCAUUUGAAUAGCUUAUUAAGUGCUCCUCUCGUUACAAAACCAAAUACACACACUCUUAGGGAUUUUUUAACUCAAAUUAAAAGUCAUCUCGCUGCUUUAGCAAAUCUAGACGUCUCAAGUCAACUCGCUGACUUAAUCCUCAUUAAUCUCUUUACUCAAAAAUUAGACUAUAACACAAAAAGAUCAUUUGAAACCGAGCGUGAUAUCAAAAAACUCCCAAAAUUAACUGAGUUCCUCGAAUUUAUCGAAAGAAAAUGUAAAGUUCUCGAAAAUCCCGUUCCUGAGCGUCCUCACUCUCCUAAGCAAAAACAAUCCUCUCGAUUUACUUCCCUCAACACAGUUAGCAAUAAUAUGCAGUAUAGUAACAAUAAUCAGUACUUUAAAUGUUUUUUAUGUCAAAAUAACUCGCACAAGAUAUACACUUGUCAGGAAUUUUUAAAUAUGACUGAAGAUGAGCGUUAUCAAACAGUCAAGGUAAAGAAAGCGUGUCUCAACUGCUUGGCUAGUGGUCACUCGGUAAGUACAUGUACCUCUACGUCAAAUUGCGCUAAGUGUGGCAGAAGACAUCACUCAUUGAUCCACUUCUCUAACGUUUCUACUCGCAACUCAAAUAAUUCUCGUUUUAUCCCAAGAAAUAAUCAAGAAUCUCGUAGUCUAUCGAACAGAAACACUGAUUUUCAAAAUACUCGCCACUCUCAAGAUUCACAAGGAAAUCAUAGCUCUCAAAAUACUCGCCAGUCUCACAAUGUUCAUCCAAACUCUCGUACUCACGGUAAUGCAUCUCGUGAUCCCGAUACUCAAAUCGAAACUCCAAGCUCUUCUGCAAACUCACGAAAGGCAAAUAAAUCUGACUCUAAUGAUGUCUACCAAGCAUCAUCUCUCUCUACAUUCUCAGGCAAAAAGGAGGUUCUACUCCAAACAGCAUGUGUUACAAUUUAUGACUCUCAUAAUAAUCCUGUUAAGGUACGCUGCCUCACAGACUCAGCUAGCCAGCUGUCGUUUAUCACUGAAGAAUUAGCAAGUCGCUUGAAGUGUAUUCCUUACACAAAAAGUCUUCAAAUUUCUGGUAUAUCCGAAAUCUGUUCGACGUCGAAUAAAAUGGUGGAUUUAAAUAUUUUCUCAAACGUUAAUCCCACGAAACAAUUUACACUCUCCUGUGCCAUUCUCCCAACCAUCACGUGUAAGCAUCCUCAAAUGACAUUGGAUUUUAAUGCUCUCAAAAUUCCACCAAACAUUCAUCUAGCUGAUCCAGAAUUUUGUGCUCCUGCCGAAGUUCAAAUGCUGCUUGGAGCAGAUAUUUAUUUCGACUUACUCACUUAA